This is a messenger RNA of Aquila chrysaetos chrysaetos, 5129 nucleotides long. RefSeq names its product putative homeodomain transcription factor 2 (gene PHTF2). The record is from RefSeq and is a predicted model, not a curated record. Gene Ontology annotation, cellular component: endoplasmic reticulum. The coding region runs from base 494 to 2767 and encodes 757 amino acids. NCBI's taxonomy places the organism in Eukaryota, Metazoa, Chordata, Aves, Accipitriformes, Accipitridae. The transcript has 19 exons.
UUCUCCUUUCCUUUGAAGGUCCUACGUUUCGGCACCCUCACCUUCAUCUCUGACCUCGUCUCCUUCUGUAUUCUUGUAUUUUACAUGCCUUCCUCUUCUUUUGGCGCUUGCUUUCUUAUUCCUUAUCCCAUUUUUUUUCCCCCUUUCCACCCUAACCCAGUGACAACCAGUCUACAGCGUACGUGUUGUCCUUGGUUUUCAUUUUGGGAAUCUAAAUGUUAGGCUACUUCCCAUGAGUUAGAAUUCAUCCUGUCAUCUUCAUUUCCCUGGUGUUCUAUUUGCUGUCUUUUCUGUGAGAAACAAAGGAGAGAGCAGUGAGGGAGAAUGAUUAUGCAGUAGUAGAACUAUCCAGGUGUUUGCUGCUUUUACUUUUGUUUUUCGUACAUACUCCUCGAGUGCAUGUGACUCUGGUGUAUCGGAUUCAGUGACGGUUUAGUCCACAUUCUCAAGCUCUGCGCUUGCCUAAAAUGACUGUGUGAAUUCAGUGGAAUAAAUGGCGUCCAAAGUAACUGAUGCUAUAGUUUGGUACCAGAAGAAGAUUGGGGCAUAUGAUCAACAAAUAUGGGAAAAAUCAGUAGAACAAAGAGAAAUAAAGUUUAUUAGACUGGGUUUGAGAAACAAACCAAAGAAAACAGGACAUGUGAAACCAGACCUCAUCGAUGUCGAUCUUGUAAGAGGAUCUGCUUUUGCUAAAGCAAAACCUGAAAGUCCUUGGACAUCUCUGACCCGCAAAGGAAUCGUGAGAGUUGUUUUCUUUCCGUUCUUCUACAGGUGGUGGCUACAAGUCACAUCGAGGGUCAUCUUUUUCUGGCUCCUUGUUCUUUACCUUCUUCAAGUUGCUGCUGUAGUGUUGUUCUAUACAGCUCAAAGCCCACAUAAUAUACCUCUGACUGAAGUAAUUGGGCCAAUAUGGCUAAUGUUGCUACUUGGAACUGUGCAUUGUCAGAUUGUUUCAACACGAACUCCUAAGCCACCUCCCAGCACGGGGGGUAAAAGAAGAAGGAAAUUAAGGAAAGCAGCACAUUUGGAAGUACAUAGGGAAGGAGAUGGCUCUAGUACCACAGAUAACACACAGGAGGGAACAGUGCAGAGCUACGGUACAAGCACCUCUUGCAGUAUUGGCGCUGUCUUCAGAGAUAUCUGGCAUGCUGCUUUCUUUUUAUCAGGAUCAAAGAAAGCAAAAAACUCUAUAGAUAAAUCCACUGAGACUGAUAAUGGCUACGUGUCCCUUGAUGGGAAAAAGACAGGUAAAAGCAGUGAAGAAUGUAUGCAGGCCCAUGAACGUCGAUGUGAAGUGAUUAAGCCAGAAGAGUCAGGGUGGAGCACCUCAACAGUGAGAGAUGCCUUCAACAAUCACAGUCAUCACAAAGAUACUCACAGGACUGUGACAAAUUUAUCAGAUGAAGUUUCUAGCGAGGAAGGGCCUGAAACUGGAUAUUCUAUACGUCGCAAUGUAGAACGCACUUCUAGUGAUUGUACACUUCGAAACAGGAAAUCUCACCAUUAUAAGAAACACUAUCCUCUAGAGGAUACACCUAAAUCGGGUACUAGCUGCAGUUCUCGGUGUUCAAGCUCCAGACAAGAUUCUGAGAGUGCAAGGCCAGAAUCGGAAACCGAAGAUGUGCUGUGGGAGGACCUCUUACACUGUGCAGAGUGCCACUCUUCCUGUAGCAGUGAGACAGAUGUAGAAAGCCCUCAAGUGAAUCCGUGUGUGAAGAAAGAAUACAGAGACGACCCAUUUCAUCAGAGUCAUUUACCUUGGAUCCACAGUUUGAAUCCAGGACUAGAAAAAAUAAGUGCAAUUGUAUGGGAGGGUAAUGACUGCAAGAAAGCAGAUAUGUCUGUGCUUGAAAUCAGUGGUAUGAUAAUGAACAGAGUGAACAGCUAUAUACCAGGAAUUGGUUAUCAAAUUUUUGGAAACGUCAUAUCUUUAAUCUUGGGUUUAAUGCCAUUCGUCUUUCGACUUUCCCAAGCUAAAGAUUUGGAACAACUGGCUGCACAUUCUGCCACUGACCUUUGUAUGACUGCAUUUGGAUCAAAUGGAGACAUUUUUGUUCUCUCAAUGGUUAUUAUAAGUUUUGUGGUCCGUGUGUCUCUAGUGUGGAUUUUCUUUUUUCUGCUAUGUGUAGCAGAGAGGACAUACAAACAGAGGCUGCUUUUUGCCAAACUUUUUGGUCAUCUAACAUCUGCCAGAAGGGCAAGAAAAUCAGAGGUUCCUCACUUCCGAUUGAAGAAAGUACAGAAUAUAAAAAUGUGGCUUUCUCUCAGGUCCUAUCUAAAGCGUCGAGGUCCUCAACGCUCAGUUGAUGUAAUAGUUUCAUCUGCCUUCCUACUGACUAUCUCAGUUGUGUUUAUCUGUUGUGCACAGCUGCUUCACAUGCAUGAGAUCUUCCUUGAUUGUCACUACAAUUGGGAACUUGUAAUUUGGUGCAUUUCACUAACUCUUUUUCUCUUAAGAUUUGUUACUCUUGGAUCUGAAACCAGUAAAAAGUACAGCAAUACCUCAAUAUUACUUACUGAGCAGAUAAACUUGUACUUGAAAAUGGAGAAAAAGCCUAAUAAGAAGGAGGAACUGACACUAGUGAACAAUGUUUUAAAACUUGCUACUAAGUUACUGAAGGAACUGGACAGUCCCUUUAGGUUAUAUGGGCUUACAAUGAAUCCACUGCUUUAUAAUAUCACCCAAGUUGUCAUCCUGUCAGCUGUAUCUGGUGUCAUCAGUGACUUGCUUGGAUUUAAUCUAAAGCUCUGGAAGAUCAAAUCUUGACAAUAUGUAAAGAAGAUGAGAUAACACAGUGUUACAGAAAAGCUCAUUGAUUGACAAAACUGCCUCAAAGCAGCCACUGAAUCUAUAUUUCAGAUGCUACAACCUCUUCAAGGAUGUCGUUUGGAAAAUUGAAGUGUUUACAUCUGACUGUCUUGUGCAAUCUUUGUAUUUAUUUCAUCUUCUCACUGUUUUAUGUUCAUUUUAGUUGACAUUUUAUAUUUCAUUUUCAAACUUAUUUGUUUAGUUUUGGAAAGGGUCAGAUUUGGGAAGGGUCAAAAACUGUGUCUGAGAACUCCAAGUCCUGGAAAUUGAUUACACUAAAUUACUUUAUCUGUUGUUAAAGCUGAAGCCAAUGCUGAACAUCUUUAGUUACACUAAGGCUAUAUGGAAGUAAUUUGAUUUUUGAUACUGUGGUAAAAUUGCUUAGAAUAUUUAAUUGGCACCAAUCAUUUAUGAGGACAACAUAACAUCAGUAGAUGUUUGGUUGCAAUAGAAAAGUGAGACAUAUACAAAAAAUAAAGUACUGACAAUACAGUAUGACAGGUAGCAGAAUUACUUUAUAUUGCUAUUAGAAGCAAGUGGGAAUUUUGGAUAUUUUGAGUAAUUCCAGGAUCUAAACUCAUAUAGGCUGCAGUUUAAAUAUCCUGGGAUAUUAAUAAGGUAUUAUAUAACAAGUCAACAAGUGCUCUUUGAUAACAGUUUUAUUAGAGCAAUAAUUGUAAAUGGUUACCAUGCUGUAUGAUAUUUUGAUAAAAUUAAAUAUUGUAUUUAUUUGAAAUACUGGGCUGUUCUGCGCAGCUCUGACUGUGCAUGCUCAAUAUGUGCACUUUUUAUUGUUACUUUUAAUGAGAAACUUUAUAUAUAUACAUAUAAAUGUAUAUUGAUUGGAAUAUAUUAUGGUGAACUAUGGAGCAGUAUAUAUUAUAUGUUGAAUAUUUAAACAAGCAAAAGAUUUACUGGUGAAAGGAAUGCUAUGAAUGACUGAGCAUAAGAUAGAUAGAUGCUCUCCUCUUGUACACUAUAGUAUAUGCCAUUCAUACCACAUUGAAGUUUAAGAGCAGUUAAACACAGAAAACAAGUUCCUCUGGUGAGCAGCAGAGCUCAUGAAGCCUGGUAUUCAGCAGAUUUGUGUCUUCAAAUAACCUCCUUUCCUCCCAUUUGUCCCCAGCAGGGGUCAUUCCCUGGGGUUUUCCAGGCUUGGGUUUCCCACCUCUCCCGCUGCCUUCUAUCCCUGCCUCCCACACGGACCAGUCGUAUCGACUCGUGGUUCUUCAGUGUGACAAAAAUAGAUGUUCACCCAUGCAGAAUUAAGUUACCUGGAACAAACUUUCCAUCUACAAAUUAUUUUGGGAGGAUUAAUAUCACCAGACACAAGUAUUCUUACAUUUUAUGUUUCUAAAAUAGUGGCUUCAUAUUGAAAAAUGACAAGUAAUUAGGUGACGAGUGUCUGGACAUUGCACUAUGUUUGCUAAUCUUCAGAAUCUUGAAAGAUUUGAAGUAAUGUAUCUUAAACUUAUGUGGUAUAAAAAUAUUUUUAUAUAUAAAGCAACACAAACAAGCAUUUUGUAUUUUAUUUGCCUCUGUACUAACGUUUAAUAAUGACCAAAGUGCAUUCUGGUUUUUGAAAGAAUGUAUUACUGGAGCUUUAAGAACAUACUAUGUUUAGUUUCUCAUGUGAAAACUUCGGCUGCAUCUGAUCUGUUUCUUCUUUCUCUGUUGUUUGAUGUUGGGAUUGUUUUUAAAAAUUAAGUACAUUUUAUACACAGUUUUUUCCAAAUUAUGGUACAGACCUACACAGAACUUAAUUUUGCACAAAAUAUAUUUUAAGAAAAAAAAAAAGUACAGCAGGAGUCCUGUGGGUGAUAAAAGAUAAGGCUAUUGCUUUUUACAGCCUAUCGCAAACCCAUUCUUUACUCUAGAAUGGGAUUAUUUUUAGAAAUGUAAAAUGGUGAAUAUACAGCUUUCAUUACCUUUAAAACAGGAAAAAAAAAAGGCGGGAGGGAAAACAUUGCGGUUUCGGUUGAAGGUGAAAUUAAUUUAACCAUGUAUACCUCAGCAACUAGCACUGUGCUGGAUUGUUGCACUAAAAAAUGGUGGCUUGGGGAGAGUAAAAGAUUUGUGAAAUGAAGUUAAAAAUAAUAAAAACCUUUAUUUGCUACCAUUAGGUAUAUUCAUUAUGUUAAAAAUGGGAAAGGUUUAUUCUCCAUCCCUCAAUGUGGAAAAUCCAGUGUGAGAGGCAAGUAGAAAUAUGGCAGAUCUUGCGUGUUAACUGUUAUUUUUUGCCACAUGUUUUGUAACUGAAAGUGUGAUCAGGCUUGGAAUAAAGCUUUCUAUGGUUGAUGGUAAAAAAGAAAAAAACCAA